This is a messenger RNA of Choloepus didactylus (southern two-toed sloth), 2224 nucleotides long. RefSeq names its product ankyrin repeat domain 13D (gene ANKRD13D). The record is from RefSeq and is a predicted model, not a curated record. Gene Ontology annotation, molecular function: protein binding. NCBI's taxonomy places the organism in Eukaryota, Metazoa, Chordata, Mammalia, Pilosa, Megalonychidae. Bases 147 to 2054 code for a protein of 635 amino acids. Gene Ontology annotation, cellular component: cytoplasm. The transcript has 14 exons.
GCCUCAGCCUCUGAGGCCUCGGGGGCCGCGGUGGGUGCAGCUCGGGCCGGGUGCGGAGCCGAGGCGAGGGGGCCGGCGGCGGGCCCGAAGCCGAGGCCGGGCCGGGCCGCCCCCACCGCGCCCGGGAUGCAGCGCUGAGGCCCAGCAUGGCCGGCCCGGACCCCACCUUCCCGCUGCACCGGCUGGUGUGGGCGAACCGGCACCGCGAGCUGGAGGCCGCGCUGCACAGCCGCCAGCAUGACAUUGAAGAGGAGGACCCCCGGGGACGGACACCCCUGGAACUGGCCGUGUCCCUGGGGAACCUGGAGUCCGUGAGAGUCCUCCUCCGGCACAAUGCCGACGUGGGCAAGGAGAGCCGCCAGGGCUGGGCAGUCCUGCAGGAGGCGGUCAGCACUGGAGAUCCUGAGAUGGUGCAGCUGGUGCUCCAGUAUCGGGACUACCAGCGGGCCACACAGCGGCUGGCUGGCAUCCCGGAACUGCUCAACAAACUCCGCCAGGCCCCUGAUUUCUACGUGGAGAUGAAGUGGGAGUUCACCAGCUGGGUGCCCCUCGUGUCCAAGAUGUGCCCGAGCGACGUGUACCGCGUGUGGAAGCGCGGUGAGAGCCUGCGGGUGGACACCAGCCUCCUGGGCUUUGAGCACAUGACCUGGCAGCGCGGUCGCAGGAGCUUCAUCUUCAGGGGCCAGGAGGCGGGGGCCCUGGUGAUGGAAGUGGACCACGACCGGCAGGUGGUGCACACGGAGACGCUGGGGCUCACGCUGCACGAGCCAGACACGCUGCUGGCUGCCAUGCGGCCCAGCGAGGAGCACGUGGCCAAUCGCCUCACCUCACCCAUCGUCUCCACCCACCUGGACACGCGCAACGUGGCCUUUGAGAGGAACAAAUGUGGUAUCUGGGGCUGGCGGUCUGAGAAGAUGGAAACCGUGAGCGGCUACGAGGCCAAGGUGUAUAGUGCCACCAACGUGGAGCUGGUGACACGCACACGCACGGAGCACCUCUCGGAUCAGGACAAGUCGAGGAGCAAAGGGGGAAAGACCCCUUUCCAGUCCUUCCUCGGCAUGGCUCAGCAACACUCUUCCCACAACGGGACCCCUCUGCAGCAGGCAGCCAGUCCCACCAACCCCACAGCCAUUUCCCCCGAUGAAUACUUCAACCCCAACUUCAGCCUGGAGUCCCGGAACAUCGGUCGCCCCAUUGAGAUGUCCAGCAAAGUACAGAGGUUCAAGGCAACGCUGUGGCUGAGCGAGGAGCAUCCGCUCUCCCUGGGCACCCAGGUAACGCCCAUCAUCGACCUCAUGGCCAUCAGCAACGCCCACUUUGCCAAGCUGCGGGACUUCAUCACCUUGCGCCUCCCACCUGGCUUCCCGGUCAAGAUCGAGAUCCCCCUUUUCCACGUGCUCAACGCCCGCAUCACCUUCAGCAACCUGUGCGGCCGGGACGAGCCCCUCAGCUCGGUGUGGGUGCCCGCACCUGGCGCCGCCGUCCCAGCGUCAGGUACCGCCGGCGGGAGGGGGAGGGCGGCCGCGGGGCUCUCUGGCCCCCCAGCGCCGGCGUCGAGCGCGGCCCCUUGUGCCGCCUGCGCAGGCAGCCCCUUCCCGUGCGAGGUGGACCCCGCGGUGUUUGAGGUGCCCGAGGGCUACAGCGUGCUGGGCGCCGAGCGCAGCGAGCCCCUCCACGACGAGGAUGACGACCUGCUGCAGUUCGCCAUCCGGCAGAGCCUGCUCGAGGCGGGCACGGAGGCCGAGCAGGUGACCGUCUGGGAAGCCCUGAGCAACGCCCGGCCUGGCGCCCACCUUCCUCCCCAGCCCGAGGCGUAUGAGGAGCAGCUUCAGCUGGAGCGGGCCCUCCAGGAAAGCCUGCGGCUGUCCACAGAGCCCCAGGGCCCAGGAUCCCCUCAUCGGACGCCCCCGUCCCCGGCACCCCCAAGCUUUGAGGAGCAGCUGCGCCUGGCCCUGGAGUUGUCUUCGCGGGAGCAGGAGGAGAGGGAGCGGCGGGGGCAGCAGGAGGAGGAAGACUUCCAGCGGAUCCUGCGGCUGUCGCUCACGGAGCACUGAGCCCCCCGGGCCUGGGAGCCUUGUCCCGGCCGCGGCCCCUCCCGCUUUUAUAAUUUAUUGAUUUAUAAACUGUCUGCUGCCGAGCUCGGGGCCUGGAGCCCUGGGGGUGGGCUUGCAACGGAGACCAAGAAGGAAAUAAAGGGACCGUCAGCAGCGAGCUUGCUCUGCUC